Aspergillus puulaauensis is the source of this 2394-nucleotide messenger RNA. Its product is annotated as Zn(II)2Cys6 transcription factor. Gene Ontology annotation, biological process: regulation of DNA-templated transcription; DNA-templated transcription. Bases 1 to 2394 code for a protein of 797 amino acids. Gene Ontology annotation, molecular function: DNA binding; zinc ion binding; DNA-binding transcription factor activity, RNA polymerase II-specific. The record is from RefSeq and is a predicted model, not a curated record. NCBI's taxonomy places the organism in Eukaryota, Fungi, Ascomycota, Eurotiomycetes, Eurotiales, Aspergillaceae. The transcript has 2 exons.
AUGCGAUCAAAUAAACGCCCUCGCUCUGCGGGGAAUCAUGGUGUCUUCCGGGUCGUCUCCUUCCCCCCAGCUUCGUCGGACCCCCCGCCAGAACCUUCAUCUGGCGGAAUGCAGGCUGCUCCAGGACUGCCGCUGACGCCCUCUGAGCCCUCGUCGCCUCCCUCCAAAAUCGCCAUCCCCCGCGUGUCGCAGCUUCGGUCCUACGGUAAUCGACGCGUCAAGAGAGCUUGUAUUGAAUGCCGCGAGCAGAAGACGAAAUGUAAUGGAAGCAAUCCCUGCGGUCGCUGUACCAGCAUGGGCAUACAAUGCGUCUAUGUGGAUGGAAAGCGGGAGGUUACAGAGAAACGCCUCCAGGACCUGGAGAGGCAGGUGCAGGCUUACGAUCGACUUUUGAAGGAGCUUCAGCCGCGCGUGGAUAGUCAGGAUAAGGACCUAAUUUCGCGAACGCGAGCUCAGUUUGCCAGUUCAGAACAAGACCAUCCAAGCCCAGAUCAUGCGACGCACUCUUCGACGCACGCUCAAAUGCGCUCGUUCGGAAUCGAGUAUAUCCAAGAAGAUUUCCACAAGGACAAAGGAUUACAAGCCAUUGGGUUCAUGGGAGGCCCGUCGGAGAUGUCAUGGAUCAACGAGCUGUAUCAGGUUCUGGAAAAAGAUACGCCCUUUUUGGACACCGAGGCAUCGAACAAAUCCCAGUCCUUAACAUCAGUCUGUUAUUUCCUUGACGAUGAGGAGUUGGUAUUGGAUUCCAGCAUCGAUCCUUACGGACGACCACCCCGCCAUAUUGCCGAUAAAUUGCUCGACUGCUAUUUCUUUACCGUUCACCCUUCGUUUCCAAUCAUCGCAAAGAUACCCUUUAUGCAGCAGUAUGAAAUGUACUAUACACGAAUAGACAUACAGCCGACGAAGCGUUGGCUCACGAUUCUGAAUUUGGUGUUUGCGCUCGCUUCAAAGUUCGCGCAAUUAGUUUCGAAGCCAUGGGUGGCAGAGGCGGACAGUCCCAUGACCUGUUUUACGAGAGCACGAAAGCUCAACUUCACCGAGAGUCAGCUUCUAGAACACCCGAAUCUACAGCAAGUUCAGGUCGAAGGACUCACCGCAUUCUUCUUGAUGGCAAUUGGCCAUAUCAACCGCUCCUGGAGAGCUUGUGGCGUUUCGGUCCGCUCGGCCAUCGCCCUGGGUGUCAACCUGCGCAGCGAGAGCAAGGAAACAUCCAAUUUAUCCAAAGAAAUUAGAUACCGGGUAUGGUGGUCAAUUUAUACUCUUGAAAACACCCUCUCGAUCAUGACCGGUCGCCCCACAAGUGCGCCGGACAAAUACAGCACCACCCCACUGCCCAUCCCAUUCGAUGAGGAGCAGUUCCGUGAAUCAGUGGCUUCGCGUCUGCUAACGGACUUUAGGGCGCGCGCCGAUUAUAUGCAGGGUCUGACUUCUCAGCGGCGCGUUAGCCCUGGAUGGGAUUCGCCCGCUUUGGGCCAUGCAGUCAUGGGACAGGAGCCGCUACCGACGCCGAUGGAUAUUUCUCCCAGCAACUCAUUUUACUUCUUCUACUUCGUUGACUUGACCGUGAUUAUGCGGCGCGCGAUUGACUCGCUAUAUAGCCCUGGAUUUGCGCGUCGGCCUUGGCUAACCAUCAGCGCAUCUAUCAUGGACUUGGUUCAAGAGUCUGACGAGUGGCUAAACCGGGUCCCGUCUGUAUUCCAGUUCAAGUUUCAUCACCAGUCAGCAGAUUUCGAGCGGCAGCGAUGGAGUUUGGCUUUCCGGUUUUAUAGUUUGCGUAUUACCCUCAGUCGGCCGUCGCUGUGUCGCUCGGAGCGACAACGGCCUCCUAAUGAAGCCUCAGCUCUGAGCCAGCAGCGUAUAGCAAGGAUAUGCAUUGACUCUGCGUGUGAGUUACUAGACCUGCUGCCUGAUAAGCCGGAUGCCCUUUGGCUAGUACAAGUGUCCCCAUGGUGGUGUGUGCUGCAUUAUCUCAUGCAGUCCAUCACCGUGCUGUUGAUCGAAAUGGAGUUUUGUCUUCGGUUCCACGCCGACGGAGCCUCGCAUAUCACCUCACACCUGGAGAAGGGGCUGGAGUGGCUGCAUAGCCUUGGAUCCAUCAGUAUACCAUCGCGCCGGUCGUGGGAGGUCUGCAAUAGCAUCUAUAACCGUCUCUUCUUCGGACCAGGGCCCCGGGCGUUUGCACUGCCGGAUAUACACAUGCUCUCACCUGAACGAGACUCGCGCAGGUCCAGCUUGACUUCGGCUCCUGCGGUUUCUCCAGGCUUUGAAACGACAGAAUUUCCGGAGGGGCCGGCGUUUGGUGAGCCGUAUAUGAAUCUUCCGCAUAACAUGACGGUCCACCCUGCCAUCCAAACGCCGUACGAUGAGAUUCCUCUUUACAAGAACCCGAUGUAG